AAGCCUUUUGGCUCAAGCUUUUCAGGCAGACACUUCCUUCCGUGCUGUACACGCUUGAGCGAGCUCUCCUCGCUCCAUUGCUAGCCCGUGCGCUCCACUCACGAACGGUAUGCUUCCGAUGGGGCUUUUGCACGCCAGCGUGGCCAUCCUCUAUUUCAUCGUGCGCGCGGAGGCGCUUGGAGGGGAUCCAGCGGCGAUGCACAUGGUCAUCGAGGAUGGCGGUGGUCCAUUCAAAGAGCUUUCUGAGGGCGAGCUCGUUGAGGCCGUCAAUACCACGCUGCGCGUCGAAAGUAGCGCCCCUUCUGGGCGGGCAGGCGCGUGGUCGUCGGCAGUGUGCAAACAUUUCUGUAAUGGCAACAUGUACGACUCCCCGAUGUUUCAGGCGCCGGGGGAUGCUGAUAGACCCGCGGGGGUGAUCGGAAUGCAGUGGGCGCGUCAGCCCAACGAGAAUGCGGCCGCAGGCUACGGUUGUGUCGUCUGAGAGUUUAAUGGUGGCGUGGGAGGUUACGCGACAGAUGUGCUGUGGUACUGGGAUGAGUGCGUGGGCUCCUCCAUUAUCUGGUUCGGCUCGACGACAUGGGAGUCGCCAGCUCCUAUCGGCACGAAAUGGUGGGCGAACCAUGGCUGCCGUUACACUGCCGGAACCCAGGUAUGCGUGCGCGCCCGCUACUUUUUCCAGACUCCACAGCCGACGCCAUCUCCGGCGCCCAACCCGACGCCGAAGCCGACGCCAUACCCGACGCCGAACCGACGCCGAACCCGACGCCGAACCCGACGCCGUACCCGACGCCGAAGCCGACGCCGAACCCGACGCCGAACCCGACGCCGAAGCCGACGCCGUACCCGACGCAGAA
Messenger RNA from Prorocentrum cordatum, 854 nucleotides. NCBI's taxonomy places the organism in Eukaryota, Dinophyceae, Prorocentrales, Prorocentraceae. The record is from the annotation of a GenBank genome assembly.